Diceros bicornis minor is the source of this 9077-nucleotide messenger RNA. It is a transcript of the gene NCOA2, whose product is annotated as nuclear receptor coactivator 2. The transcript is spliced from 25 exons. Gene Ontology annotation, molecular function: protein dimerization activity; nuclear receptor binding. Lineage: Eukaryota; Metazoa; Chordata; Mammalia; Perissodactyla; Rhinocerotidae. Gene Ontology annotation, cellular component: nucleus. Bases 814 to 5208 code for a protein of 1464 amino acids. The record is from RefSeq and is a predicted model, not a curated record. Gene Ontology annotation, biological process: cellular response to hormone stimulus; positive regulation of transcription by RNA polymerase II.
AGCGCUGAACUAGGAGUCAGAAGACCUGAUUUCUAGGCUUUUUUUGCCUGAGUGACUUUAAUCAAAUCACAUAACCUCACUGAGCCUCCCUUUUGACAUUUGCCUAAUGCAUGUAAUAAUUACAGACUCAGUCUACCUCACAGAACUGUUGUGAAGAUAAAAUAAAAGCCAUCUAUCUGUCGGUGUUUGAAACUUGUAAAGUGUUGAGGGAAAUAAUUGUGCCUUAAUUAAGCAGAUGGAAGAUGUGGGUGCCUUUAAACCCUAUUUGUUGAGACUAAUGGCUCUUUUUUGAGGAUGGUGGAAUUUUUUAGAGCUAAAGUGGUGUUUGGAGAUAAUUGUGCCACUCUUUCUUUGUAUCAUUGAGGAAACUGAAACAACCGAGAGAUGUUAAGUAAUUGGCCUUGAGUCUCGUAGGGAGAUCCAAGAAGAGGGCCAGGUCUCCUGACGCGCUCUCAAUGCCAUGCCGGCCUCCAGACCAGCCUAGAAGAGGGGAACAAGGAGCUACCUGUUAAGUCAGAUAUUCUUGAGUAUCUUCCUCCCAGAUAUUGUUACUUUUUAUAAUGGUUUAAACCUGGAAAAACUUUGUUCUCGAACUACAGUCAAGACACACUUUGGAAACCACUGAUUUCUCUUGGAUUUGGCUACAAAUUUAUAGAUCUUCUGCACUGUGUACAGGCACAGGGAUCUCAGAUACCUUCACCACCACCCCAGCUUCAAUUUGGAAUAUUUCACCCGUUCUUCAAAACGCAACUCAAGCGUUCAUAAAACCUCUGCCGAGGCGCCCUGCAACAAAGUUGCUGAUAUGUGUUCAAGAUGAGUGGGAUGGGAGAAAAUACCUCUGACCCAUCCAGGGCAGAGACAAGAAAGCGCAAGGAAUGUCCUGACCAGCUUGGACCCAGCCCCAAGAGGAACACUGAGAAACGUAAUCGUGAACAGGAAAAUAAAUAUAUUGAAGAACUUGCAGAGCUGAUUUUUGCAAAUUUUAACGAUAUAGACAACUUUAACUUCAAACCUGACAAAUGUGCAAUCUUAAAAGAAACUGUGAAGCAAAUUCGCCAGAUCAAAGAACAAGAGAAAGCAGCAGCUGCCAACAUCGAUGAAGUGCAGAAGUCAGAUGUAUCGUCUACAGGGCAGGGUGUCAUCGACAAGGAUGCGCUGGGGCCUAUGAUGCUUGAGGCCCUUGACGGCUUCUUCUUUGUAGUGAACCUGGAAGGCAACGUUGUGUUUGUUUCAGAGAAUGUGACACAGUACCUAAGGUAUAACCAGGAGGAGCUGAUGAACAAAAGUGUAUAUAGCAUCCUGCACGUUGGGGACCACACUGAGUUUGUCAAAAAUCUGCUGCCAAAGUCUAUAGUGAAUGGGGGAUCUUGGUCUGGCGAACCUCCUAGGCGGAACAGCCAUACAUUCAAUUGUCGGAUGCUGGUAAAGCCUCUACCCGAGUCGGAAGAGGAAGGUCAUGAUAACCAGGAAGCACAUCAGAAAUAUGAAACUAUGCAGUGCUUUGCUGUCUCUCAACCAAAGUCCAUCAAAGAAGAAGGAGAAGAUUUGCAGUCCUGCUUGAUCUGUGUGGCAAGAAGAGUUCCCAUGAAGGAAAGACCAGUCCUGCCCUCAUCAGAAAGUUUUACUACUCGUCAGGAUCUCCAAGGCAAGAUCACUUCACUGGAUACCAGCACCAUGAGGGCAGCCAUGAAACCAGGCUGGGAGGACCUGGUGAGAAGGUGCAUUCAGAAGUUCCACGCGCAGCAUGAAGGGGAGUCCGUGUCCUACGCCAAGAGGCAUCAUCAUGAAGUGCUGAGACAAGGAUUGGCAUUCAGUCAAAUCUAUCGUUUUUCCUUGUCCGAUGGCACUCUUGUUGCUGCGCAAACGAAGAGCAAACUCAUCCGUUCUCAGACUACUAAUGAACCUCAGCUUGUAAUAUCUUUACAUAUGCUUCACAGAGAGCAGAAUGUGUGUGUAAUGAAUCCGGAUCUGACUGGACAAGCGAUGGGGAAGCCAUUGAAUCCAAUUAGCUCUAGCAGCCCUGCCCAUCAGGCCAUGUGCAGUGGGAACCCAGGUCAGGACAUGACCCUCAGUAGCAAUAUAAAUUUCCCCAUAAAUGGCCCAAAGGAACAGAUGGGCAUGCCCAUGGGCAGGUUCAGUGGUUCUGGGGGAAUGAGCCAUGUGUCAAGCAUGCAAGCAACCACUCCUCAGGGUAGUAACUAUGCACUCAAAAUGAACAGUCCCUCACAAAGCAGCCCUGGCAUGAAUCCAGGCCAGCCCAAUUCCAUGCUUUCACCAAGGCAUCGCAUGAGCCCUGGAGUGGCUGGAAGCCCUCGAAUCCCACCCAGUCAGUUUUCCCCUGCAGGAAGCUUGCAUUCCCCUGUGGGCGUUUGCAGCAGCACAGGAAAUAGCCAUAGCUACACCAACAGUUCCCUCAAUGCCCUUCAAGCCCUCAGCGAGGGCCAUGGGGUCUCACUGGGGUCAUCGUUGGCUUCACCGGACCUAAAAAUGGGCAAUUUGCAAAACUCCCCAGUUAAUAUGAAUCCUCCCCCACUCAGCAAGAUGGGAAGCUUAGACUCCAAAGACUGUUUUGGACUUUACGGGGAGACAUCUGAAGGUACAACUGGACAAGCAGAGAGCAGCUGCCAUCCUGGAGAGCAAAAGGAGACAAACGAUUCCAACAUGCCCCAGGCCGUGAGCAGUGAGCGCUCUGACGGACAGAACAGACUGCAUGACAGCAAGGGGCAGACCAAACUCCUGCAGCUGUUGACCACCAAAUCCGACCAGAUGGAGCCUUCGCCCUUACCCAGCUCUUUGUCGGACACAAGCAAGGACUCCACAGGUAGCGUGCCUGGUCCCGGGUCGACACAUGGAACCUCGCUCAAGGAGAAGCAUAAGAUUUUGCACAGACUCUUGCAGGACAGCAGUUCCCCUGUGGACUUGGCUAAGUUAACAGCAGAAGCCACGGGCAAAGAGCUAAGCCAGGACACCAACAGCACAGCUCCUGGUUCAGAAGUGACUGUUAAACAGGAGCCGGUGAGCCCCAAGAAGAAAGAGAAUGCACUACUUCGCUAUUUGCUAGAUAAAGAUGAUACUAAAGAUAUUGGUUUACCAGAAAUAACCCCCAAGCUUGAGCGACUGGACAGUAAGACAGACCCUGCCAGUAACACAAAAUUAAUAGCUAUGAAAACUGAAAAGGAGGAAAUGAGCUUUGAGCCUGGCGACCAGCCUGGCAGUGAGCUGGACAACUUGGAGGAGAUUUUGGAUGAUUUGCAAAAUAGUCAAUUACCACAGCUUUUCCCAGACACGAGGCCAGGCGCCCCUGCCGGAUCAGUUGACAAGCAAGCCAUCAUCAAUGACCUCAUGCAACUCACAGCUGAAAACAGCCCUGUUACACCUGUUGGAGCCCAGAAAACAGCAUUGCGAAUUUCACAGAGCACUUUUAAUAACCCACGACCAGGGCAACUGGGCAGGUUAUUGCCAAACCAGAACUUACCACUUGACAUCACAUUGCAAAGCCCAACUGGUGCUGGACCUUUCCCACCAAUCAGAAACAGUAGUCCCUACUCAGUGAUACCUCAGCCAGGAAUGAUGGGUAAUCAAGGGAUGAUAGGAAACCAAGGAAAUUUAGGGAACAGUAGCACAGGAAUGAUUGGUAGUAAUGCUGCCCGGCCCACCAUGCCGUCUGGGGAAUGGGCACCACAGAGUUCUGCUGUGAGAGUCACCUGUGCCGCCACCACCAGUGCCAUGAACCGGCCAAUCCAAGGAGGUAUGAUUCGGAACCCAACAGCCAGCAUCCCCAUGAGACCCAACAGCCAGCCCGGCCAAAGGCAGAUGCUUCAGUCUCAGGUCAUGAAUAUAGGGCCGUCUGAAUUAGAGAUGAACAUGGGGGGACCUCAGUACAGCCAACAACAAGCUCCUCCAAAUCAGACCGCCCCGUGGCCUGACAGCAUCCUGCCUAUAGACCAGGCAUCCUUUGCCAGCCAGAACAGGCAGCCGUUUGGCAGCUCUCCAGAUGACCUGCUGUGUCCACAUCCUGCAGCGGAGUCUCCAAGUGAUGAGGGCGCUCUCCUGGACCAGCUCUAUCUGGCCUUGCGGAACUUCGAUGGCCUGGAGGAGAUCGACAGAGCUCUGGGGAUACCCGAACUGGUCAGCCAGAGCCAAGCAGUAGACCCGGAGCAGUUCUCAAGUCAGGAUUCCAACAUGAUGCUGGAGCAGAAGGCCCCGGUUUUCCCACAGCAGUACGCGUCUCAGGCACAGAUGGCCCAGGGUAGCUAUACUCCCAUGCAGGAUCCCAGCUUUCACGCCAUGGGACAGCGGCCUACUUAUGCCACGCUCCGAAUGCAGCCCAGACCUGGCCUCAGGCCCACAGGCCUCGUGCAGAACCAGCCAAAUCAACUGAGACUUCAGCUGCAGCAUCGCCUCCAGGCACAGCAGAAUCGCCAGCCACUUAUGAAUCAAAUCAGCAAUGUUUCAAAUGUGAACUUGACUCUGAGGCCUGGAGUACCAACACAGGCACCUAUUAACGCACAGAUGCUGGCCCAGAGACAGAGGGAAAUCCUGAACCAGCAUCUUCGACAGAGACAAAUGCAUCAGCAACAGCAAGUUCAGCAGCGAACUUUGAUGAUGAGAGGACAAGGGUUGAAUAUGACGUCAAGCAUGGUGGCUCCUAGUGGCAUUCCAGCAACUAUGAGCAACCCCCGGAUUCCCCAGGCAAACGCACAGCAGUUUCCAUUUCCUCCAAACUACGGAAUAAGUCAGCAACCUGAUCCAGGCUUUACUGGCGCCGCCGCGCCCCAGAGCCCUCUGAUGUCGCCCAGGAUGGCGCAUACCCAGAGCCCCAUGAUGCAGCAGUCUCAGGCCAAUCCAGCCUAUCAGGCCUCCUCGGACAUGAAUGGAUGGGCGCAGGGGAACAUGGGUGGAAACAGCAUGUUUUCACAACAGUCCCCACCACACUUUGGACAGCAAGCAAACACCAGCAUGUACAAUAACAACAUGAGCAUCAACGUAUCCAUGGCGACCAACACAGCGGGGAUGAGCAACAUGAACCAGAUGACAGGACAGAUCAGCAUGACCUCAGUGACCUCCGUGCCUACGUCGGGGCUGUCCUCCAUGGGUCCCGAGCAGGUAAAUGAUCCUGCUCUGAGGGGAGGCAACCUUUUCCCAAACCAGCUGCCAGGAAUGGAUAUGAUUAAGCAAGAGGGAGAUGCAUCACGGAAAUACUGCUGACACUGAAGGUGGCUGGUUGCUUCUUUCUUCAGCUGACUGGGCUACAUGCUCAAAACACGUUCCAGUCUGGAGAGCUGCGUCUAUUUGUUUCGACCCAACCGACCUGCCAGCCAGUUCUGCCAAAGCGAGAUCGGCAGACGGGCCCCGGCUCCCGGCGUGGAGUCGGCUCAGCUGUUGCAGAAGGAGCUGCCUCCUCUCUUGACAGUCUGAAGCUCACGUCCAGUUGCUCAGUCUGUUCACUGCAUUCACCUUAGUGCAACUUAGAUCUCUCCUGCAAAGUAAAUGUUGACAGGCAAAUUUCAUACCCAUGUCAGAUUGAAUGUAUUUAAAUGUAUGUAUUUAAGGAAAACAACCAUGCUCUUGUUCUGUUCCUGUUUGGUUCCAGACACUGGUUUCUUGCUUUGUUUUCCCUGGCUAAUCAGUCUAGGACAAAAGAUUAAGAUUUCAUCUAGGGGAAAGAAAAGAAUUUAAAAAAAAAAAUCAAACUAAGGGUGUUUUAAGCUAAAGCCUGCAUUUGGGAUAAAAGCAGGACAGACACCACGGACAGCGCUGUAUGUACAGAGAGCCGAGAAGGGAAGACCAGUCAAGUCAGAGCUGUAUCUUUCUAGAAAGCUCUAAAGACCAUGUUGGAAAGAGAUUCCAGCCACUAAACAGAUGAAAAGGAGCCUGUGAGAGGGCUGUUCAUAUUAACAAGUACUUUUUCCUUUCUUUUUCUUUGUUAAAACAAAACUAGUUCACCUGGAUCAUGAAUCGAGAAGAAAUAUUUUUCAUUUCCAAAUUAAGUUCCCUUUAGAUGGAUCAGACAGCUGGAAUUAGCAUCUCCUCUUCCCCAUCUGAUCCUGACUCUUCCCUUCCCCUCUCUGCCUGCCCCAAUUCUCCUCACUUUCAUUCCUUUUUUUAAAAAAUAAUAAAAGCAACAGAAACCAGGUAAGCCCUUUAUUUCCUUAAAUGUUUUGCCAGCCACUUACCAGUUGCUAACUAUUAAAUUUCAGACAAAUGCAUUUACUGGCAAGGAGAGGAGCGAAGUUAGGACUUGAUACCCAUCUAGCUGAGGACGCCUGCUUUGGAAGCAUGUAAUUCUGCUCCCCAGCAACACUGGCCUAGAAACGGGAGAAAACCGUAGUGUGUUUAAAAUUGUCCGCAGGUAUCACGACAGAUUUAACCUCCGCCAUGUGUUUUUUAUUUUGUUUUUUAGCAGUGCUGACUAAGCCGAAGUUUUGUAAGGUACAUAAAAUCCAAUUUAUAUGUAAACAAGCAAUAAUUUAAGUUGAGAACUUAAGUGUUUUAAUUGUAUAAUUUUUGUGAGGUAUACAUAUUGUGGAAUUGACUCAAAAAUGAGGUACUUCAGUAUUAAAUUAGAUAUCUUCAUAGCAAUGUCUCCUAAAGGUGUUUUGUAAAGGAUAUCAAUGCCUUGAUUAGACCUAAUUUGUAGACUUAAGACUUUUUAUUUUCUAAACCUGUGAUUCUGCUCAUAAAUCAUUUAUCUAAUCUAUAUGAUAUGCAGCCGCUGUAGGAACCAAUUCUUGAUUUUUAUAUGUUUAUAUUCUUUCUUAAUGAACCUUAGAAAGACUACAUGUUACUAAGCAGGCCACUUUUCUGGUUGUUUUUCUUGCCCACUCUGGUAGGGGAAUAAUCUUUUAUUAAUUGGCGUCAGUUUCAGACAACUGCAAUACCAAGAAACUGAUGACCUUUUUUUGAGCUAUUUCUCCCCAACCCCUAAUACACAUACUUUCUUACCUAAAUUUCAGAAUGAUGUCUUUUUGAUGUCUAAAAAGCAAAGCAAUUUUAUAUCUCAUUAGCCAGGCUUUUUAGGAACAGAGAGGAUUUUCCUUGAAAUUUGAUUGUUUGUUUAUUUGUGGCAGGGUGAAAAAUGUACAAACUACCCCUAUUUAUAUUUAUAUCUCUCUCUAUACGUACAGAUUAUGGAAGUGUAGAAAGAGAUAUAGCCCAAAGAUAAAUGGUAAGUAGACAGUCUGAAAGUGUUGCUCCAUACUAAAGAGAUUUUCUGGAAAUUUGCAUUUCGAUACUUGUUUCCACUUGAGAGGGGUCUCGCUACAGGGAGGUGGCCAAGGAACAGCACUUCUCGGCGGCCACCAGUUCACGUCCCCCUCAGAAAGCUCUGCUUUUCUCAGCCAAACCAUUGGGUUGCCCAACUGUGAUGGAAAAACGAGCAGAUGCUGGCCCAGAACUCCAUGGCCUCGUCAGUGUGAUGAGGCUUGUGUUAUACACAGUUAUUUAAUGUGACCAGUUUUAAGUUGAUUUUCAGAAAUAUGUGAAUUAGAAUGACUUUAACUUCACACAGCACAAAGGAGAAAUAGAGUUUAAACUGGAUUUGUUUUGUUUUGAGUUUUAAGUCCCUUUUCACUAUAAUGCUGUCCAAAAAUAUCUGUGUUUCUUUUAUUGUUUAUCCAUCUGCCCACUGUGUUUUCAUGUCAAUCCCUGAAUUCAGACAGAUCGACAAGCCUGUAAUACUGGUAAUUUAGAUUAACUCAUGAUCAUUACUGUUUUGAAGGAAAAGAGAGUAUAAAUUCUCCUAUGGUUCAGAUCAGGUCAUGGAUUUUGCUUUACAUCUAAUUAAGGGAAGAGUAAGUGAAGGCAUCCUCUGAUCAUAUUGAUCACUAUAGAAGCAAAAGCCAAAUCAAUCCCCUUCAUUAUCAGUAUUUCUCAAGCUGUACACAGUAAAUUUGUUAGACUGAGGACUUGGUUUUCGUUUAAUAGAACAAAUAAUCAGUGUUUUACUUAUAUUACUAAAUGUGAAAAACAUAUAAUGUGAAAAGUAUACAUACAUUAACUUGGUUGUAAAACUCAUUUAAGUGUUCAUGUAAUAUGGUAAGAUUAAAAAGUGAAGUGAGCUGUUUAUUACUACAAUGAAUUCGUUUGACUCAAAGAUUAAAAUGCCCCCUCCCACAUGUAUCUCUCGUGGCCUGUAAUAAUUGAAAGCAAUGUUUUUGCAGUUUAUAUAAUGCAAUUUUUAAUGUGUUUAAAAAUGGAGUUCAUAUGGGCUUAACACAUGAAGUGGGUGGCACAGAUCCACUUGCAGAACCCAAAGAUACACAAUCAAUUUUGAAAUGCAACUUAAGCCAUUAAUUGUUGGUGUGAAUUUAAAAUUUUCUAGUAUUUGUAUGGUAGUAUGCUGCCUAAGAGCAAAGCAUUCUCUGCACAAAAGAAAAUUACUGUAGUGGCUUCGAUUUUAAUUAGAAUUUUCUCCCUGGUGUUUCUUUAUAGACUAAAACAAAAUCUUUUAAGUUUCUUACUACAGGUAAAAGCUAUGUGCAAGAACCUCAAAAUGCUAAAAUCUAGCAUAAUGCCUUAGAUCUGUUUUUAAGUCUUGUAUAUUCCUACAUAGCUGUCCAAUGUAUUAUAUUUGUAUAGUGAAUUGUGUACAAUUUUUGAAUAAGUGCAUCAUCACUUAACCUUGAUGUUGUUGAUUAGUGAUGAUGCUACCUUUCUUCAAACAUUUAACUGUCAUUUUUUUUCUUUGUCAUUUGUGGGUUUUAUUUGUACAGUUCCUCAUGAAGUUGCAUCUGAGAUGUGUGUAUAUGAAAAGAUUAUCCAAGGGUAAAAUUAAGCAAUAUAUUAACUAUGGUUCUUCAGGAGAAAGCUGACCGUGUUUCAGGUUGUGAUUUAUUUUCAAAUGGAGUUGACUCUGAACAUCACUUGUUCACCUGCAUUGAUGUUUGUAUUUCUAGUGUGAGCAGUUUAUGCAAAGGUAGAUAUAUUCAGAGAAAUUUUAAAUACAUUUAUGCAAGUUAAUAUUGCUUUGCUGAUGCUAUUUGCUUAUUUGAUGUUAAAUAAUGCUAUUGUAAAUAAAGAAUUCUGUUGUUAUUGCAUCAUUUAAUAAAUUUUAAUGCCUUCGGGUUUUACAUGGC